Molecule: messenger RNA, 1341 nt
Organism: Cynoglossus semilaevis (tongue sole)
Lineage: Eukaryota; Metazoa; Chordata; Actinopteri; Pleuronectiformes; Cynoglossidae
Gene: sh3bgrl
Product: SH3 domain binding glutamate-rich protein like
Exons: 4
Coding region: 284-631 (115 amino acids)
Cellular component (GO): cytoplasm
Source: RefSeq, a predicted model, not a curated record
GCGGGGAGGUGGAGGAGGAAAAUACCAAGCUCCAUCCAGCGCCGAGAACGCGAGCAUUUACGCAGAGUCUGCGUCGCUCUCAGCAGACACACACACACACACACACAGAGACCAGAACAAACCAGAACCGUGAAGUUCUUUGUUGUUAGUGUUGCUGCUGCUGCUGUUGUUGUUGUUUGUUCGUCUCGGUGACCAACAAUCCUCCCUACAAAGAGUCUCCACGGAGCAGGCGCAGGAAACCGAACCGCUGCCGUACCGGACUCGUCAGCAUCAGGGAUCCACCAUGGUCAUCAAAGUCUACAUCGCAUCGUCCUCUGGAUCCACCUCGAUCAAGAAGCAACAGCAGGAUGUGAUGGGUUUCCUGGGAGCCAAUAAGAUCGAGUUUGAGGAGUGUGACAUCGCCGCCAACGAGGCCAACAGGAUGUGGAUGAGGGAGAACAUCCCGGAAGAGUCCAGGCCGGCCACGGGCAACCCUCUGCCCCCGCAGAUAUUUAAUGAGAGCAAAUACUGUGGGAACUAUGAGGCCUUCUUCGACGCCAGGGAGGACAACGCCGUGUAUGCAUUUCUGGGUCUGACCGCCCCCCCAGGCUCCAAGGAGGCAGAGGCGCUCGCAAAGAAGGCGCAGGAGUAGCUGCUUGGCAUCAUUUCCACCCGAGACCUCAGACUUGACCUGGACCCAAAACUACACCCAGAACCACCCGGAACAAAUCCAGAGAGAAGAGAAGCAAGCAACAUGUCACCAUGUUUAAAAAAAAAAGUGUUUUUUUUGUUUGUUAUUUUGUUAAAAUGACUUUUUUUCCCCUGUCUUUUAAAUAUUCCAUGUGCUCAGCUGUGCCUUGUUGUCCGCCUUGUUAGAAAGUCCGACAUUGAAGCAUCAUGGGUAAAUAAAGAACGGCCUUCACUAACCUCUGCCUUGCUAGGCUAAUCAACGUUAGCUGAACAUGUAGCUUCAGUGUUUCACAGCACUUCAUGGACGCACUGUGAAAAAGUCUUAAGUCAGAACACGGUCCAUGUCAAUCAUCAUCACCACUGAGUCCAGAAUCAUUCAAUCAGACCGGACCAGAACCAGAACCAGGACGGGGCCCAAACCGCAGGUUGUUUUUACUUUAAAGUGUCUUAAGGUCAUUUUCAUGUCAGACUUUUUUUUUCAAUCACGGCGUGAAUGUUUGAAAGGGACAGACGUUUGUAAACACAGAUGGAUGUGAAAGUGACUUUUUAUUAGUUGUGUUUGUUGGAUUUUUUUUUAUUAUUAUUAUUUUUUAAAUUUUGGCUUCUUCUAACAGUGUUUUGUAAAUCCCUGUUUACAGUCAAUGUCGUCCCUGAAAUAAAGCUUCAAGCAUU